Messenger RNA from Olea europaea var. sylvestris, 839 nucleotides. RefSeq names its product transcription factor SCREAM2-like. Gene Ontology annotation, biological process: regulation of DNA-templated transcription. Bases 180 to 647 code for a protein of 155 amino acids. The transcript is spliced from 4 exons. The record is from RefSeq and is a predicted model, not a curated record. Lineage: Eukaryota; Viridiplantae; Streptophyta; Magnoliopsida; Lamiales; Oleaceae. Gene Ontology annotation, cellular component: nucleus. Gene Ontology annotation, molecular function: DNA-binding transcription factor activity; sequence-specific DNA binding.
CGCGGGUCAUGUGGGAAGCAAACAAGAGAUGAUAUUGAUUUGAGAGGAGCAUCUCCUCUUUAGAAGGCUGUAGCUUCAGAACUUACAGAAAAUAAUACAAAGAAAAAUAGAUAGAAGGAAAAAAAGGCAGGGAUAGAGAGAGAAAUUUAGCUGUAAAAAGAGAGGUGGAAUUGGAAAUCAUGGUUUCUAGAAAGCAUAAGAGAGACUCACAGCACGAUAAGCUGCAGCUUCUUCGUUCAAUCACUCAUUCUCACGCAAUUAAUGAAAGAUCAAUUGUAGUAGAUGCAUCAAAGUAUAUUAAAGAGUUAAAGCUGAAAGUAGAGAGAAUGAAUAAAGACAUAGCAAGCGCAAGCGACCAGAAUUCAUGGCCUCAAGUUACAGUAGAAACCCUAGAAAAGGGGUUUUCAGUGAAUGUUCAUUCAGCAAAAAAUUGCUCUGGAUUGCUUGUUUUCUUAUUGGAAGCUUUCGAGAAGCUUGGUCUCGAUGUUCUUGAAGCUAGGGUUUCUUGUCAAGAUAGAUUUCAUUUACAGGCAUUUGGAGGAGGAGAAAAUGAAGAAGACAAAGAAAACUGCAUCGAUGCCCAAAUGGUGGAUCAAGCAAUUUCCGGUGCCAUCAAGAACUGGCAUGGAAGUAAUGAAAAAGCCUGAUCAGUGAUAUAUGCUGUUAGAUAUAUUUAUCUUUUUUUCUUAGUAUUUCCUUUGAAUUUCCUUUUCAUUAAGUUUAAUCAAAAGGAAUCAAAAGGGUUUCUAUUAUGUUAACAGACCAUCAUCGAAUUGUAAUCAAACUCAAAAACAUUUUAAGAAGGUAAUGAUAAAUCUAUAACCUUGAUGUUGUUGUGA